GGCCACAGAGAAGGGGAAGGACCUGAGACAUGGCGGACAACCCAGCACCCAGAGCCAGACGCCUGAUGGACAUAAACACCUUCGAGGAAAACUUCUGUGACGUCAGGGCGAACAAAACAUACCUGUGCUACAAGGUGGAGGUCCGGGAGGGGGACGCCUGGACCCCAGUGCUGGAGCACUGGGACUACCUGCGCAACCAGGGUGCGGACACACCCUGGUUACCCCGCCGUCAUGCAGAGUUGUGCUUCCUGGAUCUGUUCCCUUCUUGGCCCCUGGAUCAGGAGAAGCAGUACAGACUCACCUGGUACAUCUCCUGGAGCCCCUGCCCUGACUGUGUCCCGGAGCUGGUUGAAUUCCUGAAGAAGAACAGCCACGUGAAACUGUACAUCUUCGCUGCUCGCGUCUAUACCUACUUCCUGGGAUAUGAACGUGGGCUGUGUGACCUGCGGGACGCUGGGGCCCAACUUGCCAUCAUGACACACAAUGAGCUCCAGCACUGCUGGGACACCUUCGUGGACAGCCAGGGCCAGCCGUUCGAGCCCUGGCCUAACAUGGAAGAACAAAUACAAGAACAAUCUCAGCAGCUGCAGACCAUUCUCAGGAAUCCGGAAAACUGAAGCACGGACGUCCGUCUCUCUGAGCGGCCGGAGGUCUUCUGCUGAACGAGGAAUAAAACAUUUUCUUCAAGAAAUGAAAAAGCAUCACAUGACGCAUCUCCACCUGGACCCACAGAGACCAGCAGAGGCAGCCAAUGGGCUGCUGAGGAAUUUUUAAAAAUCUGAUCCAUUUACUUGUCAUUUAAGACCUGUGAUGUGUUCCAAACACACACUGGUAACAUUCUAUUUCAUACUGUCUGAAUCACUUUUUAGGGAAAUAAUGAUUUUCUAUUGAUUUUAAAUCUAGAGCGAUAACAUGAAUGAUUAAGAAUCUUCCACAAAAUGUCUGUUCAUCUGUAAGUACAGCAGGAAGUCCAAACAGUUCAAUAAACACCAGCAAAGUG
This is a messenger RNA of Pipistrellus kuhlii (Kuhl's pipistrelle), 1000 nucleotides long. RefSeq names its product apolipoprotein B mRNA editing enzyme catalytic subunit 3A (gene APOBEC3A). Gene Ontology annotation, molecular function: cytidine deaminase activity; zinc ion binding; RNA binding. Gene Ontology annotation, cellular component: nucleus; P-body; cytoplasm. Gene Ontology annotation, biological process: cytidine to uridine editing; DNA cytosine deamination; defense response to virus. The coding region runs from base 30 to 617 and encodes 195 amino acids. The record is from RefSeq and is a predicted model, not a curated record. The transcript has 5 exons. Lineage: Eukaryota; Metazoa; Chordata; Mammalia; Chiroptera; Vespertilionidae.